AUUUCAGAAAAAAAUUGACUUCGAUGAAGAUGAGCCUUCCCGAGUAUACAAUUUGGCUUUUCAUCUCAGCUCUUGCAACGAUUGUCACAGCCUAUGCAUCUACAGGCGUUCAAAGCUCUACACCAGUAAAUUCGGGAUACACAAUUGAUGGCAGAGCAUUGAUGCCGGGCAUUCCUGCAUCCGAUUGGGUGAGCACCGCAAAAGUCAAUGUGAACGGUGAUGCAUAUCAGGGCUUCUUCAGAUCAGACGGCACGUUUACCGUAUCGAAUGUCCCCUCAGGAUCAUAUAUCGUGGAAAUAGUUUCUACAAAGUUUUUGUUCCCGCCUGUAAGAGUUGACAUCACAAGCAAAGGCAAGAAGAGGGCGAGGAAGUUGGAUUUGAUAUCACCCAAUGUGGUUGAUGAAGACUUUUAUCCCCUGAAGAUAAAAGCACUUGGGCCUGCAGUUUAUUUGAAGAAACGGGAGCAAUUCCGAGUUCAAGAUGCGCUUAUGAAUCCGAUGGUAUUGAUGGUGGUGCUGCCGUUCAUUCUAAUGAUGGUAAUUCCUAAGUUGAUCAACACCGAUGAUCCCGAAAGGAAACAGGAAAUGCAAGAGACAAUGAGCAUGUUCAAUACAAAUCAGAACCAGCUGCCGGAUAUGGCGGAAAUGUUCACCAAUUUGUUCGGGGCAGGAUCCAACCAGCCCGGCAAGAAGCAAGUGGGAGGAGCAUCAAGUGGUUCAGCUUCAUCAGCGAAGACUAAGGCUAGAAAACCGGUAUCGAAGUAGAAGCAGCAAUACAUACUCCACUCGAACAAUGUACUUCUCACCGGCAAAGAACUAUACUCAGGCAUAUGAGCCACCUGGAACCAAUGAUACCAAAUUGAAAUGUUUCACUUGCAUAAAUUUGUCCCAUGCAUUUUUCCUUGUCC
This is a messenger RNA of Symsagittifera roscoffensis, 907 nucleotides long. RefSeq names its product ER membrane protein complex subunit 7-like. Bases 24 to 764 code for a protein of 246 amino acids. Gene Ontology annotation, cellular component: EMC complex. Gene Ontology annotation, molecular function: carbohydrate binding. The transcript is spliced from 3 exons. Lineage: Eukaryota; Metazoa; Xenacoelomorpha; Acoela; Convolutidae. The record is from RefSeq and is a predicted model, not a curated record.